Saccharomycodes ludwigii is the source of this 1089-nucleotide messenger RNA. It is a transcript of the gene RLF2, whose product is annotated as Rlf2p. NCBI's taxonomy places the organism in Eukaryota, Fungi, Ascomycota, Saccharomycetes, Saccharomycodales, Saccharomycodaceae. Gene Ontology annotation, cellular component: CAF-1 complex; nucleus. The record is from RefSeq and is a predicted model, not a curated record. The transcript has a single exon. Gene Ontology annotation, biological process: nucleosome assembly. The coding region runs from base 1 to 1089 and encodes 362 amino acids.
AUGAAAUCUAUCGAUGACAUUUUAAAUUCAUCAGUAAACGAUGCCAGUGACAAUAACAUUAAGGAAGCGUUAGCAUAUUUAACUAAUAAUAAAAACAAGUACUACGAGGAAAAUAAAUCAAAAGAAACACAUCUUACGUCAGUAGAACUAUUACAACUAAUUACGUCUAAUAAUAAAGAUGAUAAGGAUGAUAAAGAGUUGGAGAAAUUAUUGGAAAGUAUACCCCACAAGUUUAUUAGGUUUUAUGAAAAUGUUAGACCACCAUACACUGGUACGUAUUCUAAAUAUUUUAAAUUACCCAAGCAGAACCCAUUUAGUACUGAGGGCACUGGUUUCAACUAUGAUUAUGAUUCCGACUUAGAAUGGAUAAAUGACGAUGAAGACGGGGAAGAGUUGGGUAAUGUGGAGGAUUUAGAUGAAGAUGAAGACGAGGAAGAUGAAGACUGUGCAGAUGAAGAUGACAAUAUGAUUUUUGGUGAAGAAUUUGACGACUUUUUGGCUAAGGAGGAAGAGAGUGAUGGUAAUUCAGAUUCCAAAAGGAAAAAAAAGUUUUUGGGACCAUUAAUCCCGAUAGUCAAGAUAAAUGCCGUUUUUAAACUGAAUAACAAUAGCAAUUGCACUGUGGCAUUAAAUGAUAAGGAAGAUGGACAAUUUUUUGACUCAAUAAAAAUGAAAAUGUUUUACGAUACACCGGUAGACCCAUUAAUGAUAAUAUCCAAGAAAAGUGAGGGCAGUAGGUCGUCCGUCAAUAACAAUGAAUAUAAACGAUCAUUACAAGAAUCUAAUAUUGGUACUUCUUCUUUAACUGAGAUAGAUGGCAAAAAUUUGCCUAUAUCAUCAAAAAAAUUUAAAAAAAACAUUGUUACAGAUGGAAAAGAUUUAUCCGCUAUGUUUGAUGAAAUACAAGGAAAUAAGUUUUCGUUAAGUACCUUAACGGAAAUUACUCAAGAUAAAUUUACUAAUUAUAGUCAAGAAACUAUUAAAAAUACAAUUAAGGAAUAUGCGACUAGAGAUCCUAAAUCUAAACUAUGGCAUAUAAAGGACAAACAACAUUGGAAUUUAUUAAAGGAAGGAAACACUCAACCUUGA